UUCGGUAAACUUCACCCAUUCCAAACGCUGCACUUUGCCGUCCUACCAGCGGCGGCGGCGGCGGCGGCGGCGAAAGGAAAGCCCUCGCAGCAAAACAAAAGCGGGCGCGGCGGCGAGGCUGGUCGGUCGGCGGACGAGGAGGCAGAAGAUGUGGUGCCAGUCGUGCAAGGAGGAGUACGAAGAAGAGGACGCCGGGACUUGCAAGGAGUGCUACGAGGAGGCGAGCGAGACGGAGGAGGAGCUCAAGCGCGAGAUCGACGACCUCCGCUCCCGCCUCCUCUUCCUCCGCCUCCCUUCUCCCACGCUCGACUCCGCCUGCAUCGCACACUCCGACCUCCUCCUCCACGCCAUCCCCGCUUCCUCCUCAUCGCCCUCCAGCGCGGGCGCCGGCGACUCCGAUGCCGCACGCCCCGACACACCCGCCGUCCCCGCCCACCGUGUCAUCCUCGCCAGCAGAUCUCCUGUUUUCCGAGCAAUGCUUGAAAAUGAGAUGGAAGAGAGUCGGAGUGGCAUCAUAAAAAUCUAUGAUGUGUCUUAUGAUGUCCUUCGUUCGUUUGUUCAUUACAUGUACACAGGAGAAGCACUCCUAGAUGAGCAAAUGGCAUCUGAUCUCCUGGUGUUGGCUGAGAAGUAUGAAGUAAAGCAUCUGAAGGCCUACUGUGAAAAGUUCAUAACAUCCAAGGUGAACAAUGAUAACGCCAUUGCCCACUAUGCCUUUGCGCAUCGCCACAGUGCAAAGCAGCUGCUUGAGGCCUCCCUUUCUGUCCUCAUGGACAACAUGUCCACACUAGCGGAUCGAGAAGAAUACAAGGAGCUUGUGGAGAAGGACCCAAGGCUCGUUGUGGAGAUCUAUGAGGCCUAUCUCAACCGACAAGUCAACACUGCUGCUGGGAAGGACACAGAUUGCAGUUGUAGGAAGUGAUAAUGAAAAACAAAACUGUUUAGAGUAGUAGUAUUGUAACCAUGCAUUUGCGUAUUCAUGUAGGCAAGACUUGAACAUUAAAUUCUCCUGCAGCUUAGAUGCAAAACUGCUAAUUCUGGUUUAUCAUAUAGGGUGUUGCUGAUGAUACUGUGCUCUACUGUUGAUGAAAUGUGAUGUACUGGCAUCUUCAUGUAAUAUAGUUAACUAGUGUGAUGGGCAUUUAACAUUCAAGGUAUGCACAAGACCUUGAUCUUA
This is a messenger RNA of Phragmites australis (common reed), 1177 nucleotides long. Its product is annotated as BTB/POZ domain-containing protein At4g08455-like. The record is from RefSeq and is a predicted model, not a curated record. Gene Ontology annotation, biological process: proteasome-mediated ubiquitin-dependent protein catabolic process; regulation of proteolysis. NCBI's taxonomy places the organism in Eukaryota, Viridiplantae, Streptophyta, Magnoliopsida, Poales, Poaceae. Gene Ontology annotation, molecular function: ubiquitin protein ligase binding. The coding region runs from base 149 to 922 and encodes 257 amino acids. Gene Ontology annotation, cellular component: cytoplasm. The transcript is spliced from 2 exons.